Molecule: messenger RNA, 825 nt
Organism: Penicillium lagena
Lineage: Eukaryota; Fungi; Ascomycota; Eurotiomycetes; Eurotiales; Aspergillaceae
Exons: 5
Coding region: 1-825 (274 amino acids)
Cellular component (GO): nucleus; 90S preribosome
Source: RefSeq, a predicted model, not a curated record
AUGCCCGACGAAGGCGCCCCUCGUGGGCUCUCACAAAAGAUUGACAAGAAGCGCAAGAGACAGGCUGAUGAGUCCGCUGUCUCCAAGCAAGACAAGUCCGACGCAGCUCCGCCGCCAGCCGAUGCACCCAACAAGAAGAAGAAGAAGGCAAAGAAAAACAAGAAGGAACAGUCGGAGCAGGACGUGAACCGCAAGGAUGGUGUUGAUGAGUCCAUUGGCAAGAUGGACGGCCGAUUGCUGGCAGAUCACUUUGCGCAGAAAGCAAAGAAGCUGGAUAAAGAGCUGUCGGCGGUGGAAUUGAGUGAUCUUUCUGUUCCUGACUCUGCUUUUCUUGAUGCGUCCUCGUUUUCCUCGUCUCGAAGCCUGGAUCAGCUUCCUACAUUUCUCAAGUCAUUCAGCCCGAAGGGUGUCGAUCUGUCCAAGUCUGCCAAGGAGCCUGGCACGCCUCAUACACUUGUGGUAACUGCGGCUGGCCUGAGAGCCGCCGAUAUGGUGCGAGCACUGCGAUCUUUCCAGAACAAGGAGUCUAUAGUGGGCAAGCUCUUUGCCAAGCAUAUCAAGCUGGAAGAAGCCAAGCAGUUCCUUCAGCGAGCUCAAAUGGGAAUUGGUGUUGGUACGCCCACCAGAGUGUCUGAUUUGAUCGAGUCUGGUACUCUCAAAGUGAAUGAGCUGCAGCGCAUCGUCAUUGACGGAUCCUACAUUGAUCAGAAACAGAGAGGAAUUUUUGACAUGAAGGACACUCACCUGCCCCUUUUGCGGCUUCUAACCCGUUCAGAGCUCCGGGAACGCUACGGGAAAACGAAGUUGCAGAUUGUGGUCUUUUGA